This is a messenger RNA of Eptesicus fuscus (big brown bat), 1233 nucleotides long. RefSeq names its product anaphase promoting complex subunit 13 (gene ANAPC13). Gene Ontology annotation, biological process: protein K11-linked ubiquitination. The record is from RefSeq and is a predicted model, not a curated record. The coding region runs from base 131 to 355 and encodes 74 amino acids. NCBI's taxonomy places the organism in Eukaryota, Metazoa, Chordata, Mammalia, Chiroptera, Vespertilionidae. The transcript is spliced from 3 exons. Gene Ontology annotation, cellular component: anaphase-promoting complex.
UGCCGGGGGCUUGAAGAAGGCCUCCUGCCGGAACCAAGUUUUUUAGACCAGCUGGGGGGAAAAGAAAGGAACGAGCAUUUCAGGAUCAGGACAAAUCACACGUAUUUGACAAGAUCAGAGCUGCAGGAGAAUGGACAGUGAAGUACAGAGAGAUGGAAGGAUCUUGGAUUUGAUUGAUGAUGCGUGGCGAGAAGAUAAGCUGCCCUACGAGGAUGUUGCAAUACCACUGAAUGAGCUUCCUGAACCUGAGCAGGACAACGGUGGCACCACGGAAUCAGUUAAAGAACAAGAGAUGAAGUGGACCGACUUGGCCUUACAGUACCUGCACGAGAAUGUCCCCCCCGUAGGAAACUGACACCUAGCUCCCUUCUCACGGACAGAUUUUAUUUUUUAAUAGAGAUACAAAAUGUUUUCUUUCAGUCUCCUAAUUGAAAUCUUUUAGUGAUAGAUCCAACACUCAAAAAUGUACACCCACUUAAUUUGUGGCAGCAAAGUGCAAUGUGGAAAUACCAGAAUGGGAAAUGGGUUGAGAUUUCUCAGGAAUGCAGAAUAUUUGGCUCUUUGAACCUGAAGUUCUUCAUGUGUUAGCUUGUGUUUAAACAUGUUUGGUUAAACAUUUGCCUUUAAUUUUGCUUUACUGUCCGAGUCUAACACUUCCCAUCUGCUUGUGUGUGUCCUGUGACAGGUGGUUGAAGAUAGGAGAGGAAAAGGCUAAGGAGGAAGCUAGGCUAAGGAGAAUGACUAACUUCCCAUGUAUCCCACUUGGAGAAGCAGUCUGAGUGGGUGUGGAGAUGUACUAGACAUUCAGAAGCCCAUUCACUGACUGCUGGGAUGCCUGAGAUUCCCCAUGAUGUUUUCAAACCUUGGGUACAUUUCUAAAUUAAACAGUAUCUGACAUUCCCUCUGCUCUCCCCACCACUUUUGAUGCCUCUAGGAAGGAUCUUCAGCUAGAUGAAUCACUGGUUUUAUCUAGUAAGGUGAUUUACUUUCUCAGCCCUUUGAGGUAUAACCAAAACACCAUGAAGUCAGUAUUUGGUUAUAAAUUGUAUGAGAACUUGUACUUUGCAAAACACUUACAUUUAUCUCCUUGGAAUUAUUUGCCUCUGUUAAGUGGUGUCUGCCUUGUUCUCUGUCUAGAUUGUAAACUCUGGGAAGAAGCCCUGGCUUAUACUUCUGUAUCCAUCAUUGAAAAAGUGAAAACACUGAGUAAUUGAAAUCUCUUCUCAUCCUGUU